Oppia nitens is the source of this 537-nucleotide messenger RNA. Its product is annotated as MFS-type transporter SLC18B1-like. The transcript has 3 exons. Gene Ontology annotation, molecular function: transmembrane transporter activity. NCBI's taxonomy places the organism in Eukaryota, Metazoa, Arthropoda, Arachnida, Sarcoptiformes, Oppiidae. The coding region runs from base 1 to 537 and encodes 178 amino acids. The record is from RefSeq and is a predicted model, not a curated record.
AUGAACCGUGGCAGUAUCUAUCGUAGACGAUCAUCGGCAUUUUAUUAUUCAAGUUUUGCCUAUCAAAACAGGCGUGCCUCAAACAUACAGGUGCCGGCCACGUUUGGUGAUUGUGCAGCAGCAGCAUCGGCAACUGGCAAUGCUACUAUCAAUGAUGAUAAUGCUACAUCCUAUCAAAAUGAAAACUACGGUGACCAGAUAGCCACUGUCGAUAUGGGCCAACGUAUACGCCAGUGUAUUGAACAACGUGAACUAUCCAGACAACGUAAAUAUAGACGAUUGUUGACUACUGUAGUAUUAUGUUAUGGGAAUUUUUGUGUAGGCAGUGCCUACUCAAUACUGGGACCACUGUUUCCCACUCAGGCUAAAUUAAAGGACAUAUCGGAAACAUGGAUCGGCUUGAUAAUGGCACAAUUUGAGGUGGCCAUAUUUUUUGGGUCAAUCAUUUUUGGCAAAUUGAUGUCAAAUAUUAAUCCUAAACACGCCCUAAUUGGUGGCCAAAUAAUUGCUGGCUUAACCUGUUUAUUAUUUGGGUAA